GCCUGGCGGCGGGCGGCAGGCGGCGGGCCGGGGUCGGGGCCGGGGCCGGAGCCGCCAGCAUGACGGGCCGCGUGUGCCGCGGCUGCGGCGGCACGGACAUCGAGCUGGACGCGGCGCGCGGCGACGCGGUGUGCACGGCCUGCGGCUCGGUGCUGGAGGACAACAUCAUCGUGUCCGAGGUGCAGUUCGUGGAGCACGGCGGCGGCGGCUCGUCGGCCGUGGGCCAGUUCGUGUCGCUGGACGGUGCUGGCAAGACUCCGACUCUGGGCGGUGGCUUCCAUGUGAAUCUGGGGAAGGAGUCGAGAGCACAGACCCUGCAGAACGGGCGGCGCCACAUCCACCACCUGGGAAGCCAGCUGCAGCUGAACCAGCACUGCCUGGACACAGCCUUCAACUUCUUCAAGAUGGCCGUGAGCAAGCACCUGACCCGCGGCCGCAAGAUGGCGCACGUGAUCGCUGCCUGUCUCUACCUGGUCUGCCGCACGGAAGGCACACCACACAUGCUGCUCGACCUCAGCGACCUGCUCCAGGUGAACGUGUAUGUCCUGGGCAAGACUUUCCUUCUGCUGGCACGGGAGCUGUGCAUCAAUGCACCCGCCAUAGACCCAUGUCUCUACAUCCCGCGUUUUGCCCAUCUGCUGGAGUUCGGGGAGAAAAACCAUGAGGUGUCCAUGACGGCCCUGCGGCUCCUGCAGAGGAUGAAGAGGGACUGGAUGCACACAGGCCGGCGCCCCUCGGGCCUCUGCGGAGCAGCACUUCUAGUCGCAGCCAGGAUGCACGACUUCCGAAGGACUGUCAAGGAGGUCAUCAGCGUGGUCAAAGUAUGUGAGUCUACGCUCCGAAAGAGGCUCACAGAAUUUGAAGACACCCCGACCAGUCAGCUGACCAUCGAUGAGUUCAUGAAGAUCGACUUGGAGGAAGAAUGUGACCCGCCCUCAUACACAGCUGGUCAGAGGAAGCUGAGGAUGAAGCAGCUGGAGCAAGUCCUGUCUAAGAGGCUGGAGGAAGUCGAAGGUGAAAUAUCCAGUUACCAGGAUGAAAUCGAGAUUGAACUAGAAAAUAGCCGGCCCAAGGCAAAGGGGGCACUGGCCAGCCUGGCAAAGGACGGCUCUGCCGAGGACACCACGUCCAGCCUGUUUGGUGAGGAAGACACCGAAGAUGAGGAACUGGAGGCCGCGGCUAGCCACCUGAACAAGGGCUUCUACCAGGAGCUCCUCGGCAGUGGCCUGCCUGGCGGCUCUGCCGGUGCAGGAAGCCCUGUGGAGGGCAGCCGGCCCCCCGCCUUGGAGUCCCUGCUCGGCCCCCUGCCCACAGUGGCCAGCCUAGGCAUCUCAGACUCCAUCCGCGAAUGCAUCUCCUCCCAGAGCCGGGACCCCAUGGACACCUCGGGAGACGGAGAGCUGGACCUCAGUGGCAUUGAUGACCUGGAAAUCGACAGAUACAUCCUGAAUGAGUCGGAAGCCCGCGUGAAGGCUGAGCUGUGGAUGCGGGAGAAUGCUGAGUACCUGCGGGAGCAGAGGGAGAAGGAGGCGCGGAUAGCCAAGGAGAAGGAGCUGGGCAUCUACAAGGAGCACAAGCCCAAGAAGUUGUGCAAGCGGCGCGAGCCGAUCCAGGCCAGCACGGCCGGAGAGGCCAUCGAGAAAAUGCUAGAACAGAAGAAGAUCUCGAGCAAGAUCAACUACAGUGUACUGCGCGACCUGGACAGCAGGGGCGCAGGCAGCCCCCCCAGGGAGCACACACGGUCUGCCAGCAGGGGCAGCCCCGGGAAGCCGCCUCGGAGGAGAGGAGCAGCCAGCAGGAGCAGGGCCGACCCUGGGACCAGUGCAGGGAAGAGGCUGCGGCCUCUGCUACCAACACAGCCGGCUAAGAAGGCAGCUGUACGAGAGACCCUGCCCCCACGCUCCCCUGCCCAUGGGACUGAGCCUCUCAGGCCAGCAGCAGUCCUGGUAGAAAGUGGGCCCGUGUCCUACCACCCGGAUGAGGACGCGGACGACGAGGACCCGGAGGAAGAGGACGGGGAGCCCUGUGUCAGCGCUCUGCAGAUGAUGGGCGGCAAUGAUUAUGGCUGUGAUGGUGAGGACGACGAGGGCUACUGAGGGCACCCUGGGCGGCAGAGGAAGCCGAAGGACCCGAGAGCACGCUCCGCUGUGGGCCUGAGUGCCCAGCAUGCCCAGCAGGAAGACUGGCCUAAAAAGCCCCGGGGCUAGCCGCACCUGUCCCUGUUGUAAGGGAACUGGUUUUGCGUCCGCAGCGGGGGAUGCUGGGCCCUCCUGCCCUGGGGUCCGCAGAGAGCUGUCCCCCACCUCCCUCGGGUGGGCGCAGCCUGUGAGUCUGCACCAAAGCCCCUGGUGUGGCCAGCUCCCCAACACCCUGUGGGCCUGGGUGAGCCUGCGUCUGGGCUGGGAUCUUUCUGCCUGCAGGAUGUGGUGGCCAGCCCAGUACCCUCAGGAGAGGGGCUGCUCUUGUGCAGGUCAGCCCUGGGCCUCUGGCAGACUGAGCAGGUUUGCUGCUGGUGCUCUGUUCCCAGCAGAGACAAAGCGCUGGAUUCGGCGUCCUGGGGCUGUGUGUCUCAGUAGCCACUGCCUCCCCCCACGGCUCCCAGUAGGCUGGCUGUAGGGUCAGGUUAGAGAAACAGGAAGAUCUGUUGCUUGAGCACAA
Molecule: messenger RNA, 2658 nt
Organism: Ochotona princeps (American pika)
Lineage: Eukaryota; Metazoa; Chordata; Mammalia; Lagomorpha; Ochotonidae
Gene: BRF1
Product: BRF1 RNA polymerase III transcription initiation factor subunit
Exons: 18
Coding region: 60-2096 (678 amino acids)
Biological process (GO): transcription preinitiation complex assembly; transcription by RNA polymerase III; DNA-templated transcription initiation
Cellular component (GO): transcription factor TFIIIB complex; transcription preinitiation complex; nucleus
Molecular function (GO): RNA polymerase III type 3 promoter sequence-specific DNA binding; RNA polymerase III general transcription initiation factor activity; TBP-class protein binding
Source: RefSeq, a predicted model, not a curated record